UCUCCCCACAACAAAUCGUUCAUGGAAUGUGCUGGUGUCGCUGACACACCAAUCGUCAUCAGCCACAAACAAUCGUCCGCCGCCAAUCUCGGGGCCCAUCCUGCUCAAAGAUUGAACCUGGAUGGCACGCAGCUCCCCUUCUCCACUCGCUCGUCUCAUCGCCUCUGCCAUAUCCGAUAUGCAAUUCCACUCGCUUUCCAUCUCCCGCUGGCUCGUUGCCGUCGCUGUGCUCUGCUCCGCUACCGCUACCGUCUGGGCCCAGCCCCACGAAUAUCCCAACAUCCAGUCUCUGGUCGGCAAGAAGCUUCUCCAGCCUGCCCAGAGCCCCGACGAUCUGAUCGCACAGGGCUUUGCCAGGGACCAGCUUGUCUCGGUCGACAGCUUGCCUCCCAAAUACCGAAUCCUGCUUCCCAACUCGGUCGUUACGAUGGACUACUGGGCCGACAGAGCCAACAUUCACAUCGAUAACAACUGGUACAUCACCUCCAUUGUUUGGGGAUGAGUCCGGACAGGGUCUGUCCCAUCACCCGCAACAGCCAAGAAAUGUCCCUUCCUCCACGUUUCUUUCUCGUGGAUGGUUGUGGCUCGCGUCCAAUCCAUGCACCGCUUUCUGUCAUCGACAUGCCGCAUUCCUAUCGCCACGCUCUUAUUGAUGGUACCGAUAUCCUGGCA
Polychytrium aggregatum is the source of this 672-nucleotide messenger RNA. RefSeq lists its product as uncharacterized. Lineage: Eukaryota; Fungi; Chytridiomycota; Chytridiomycetes; Polychytriales. The record is from RefSeq and is a predicted model, not a curated record. The transcript is spliced from 3 exons. The coding region runs from base 122 to 502 and encodes 126 amino acids.